GAAGGUCCACUUUCAAGUGAGUAGAAAAACAAUAUUUUCCAGACCGCUUACAAAGACACUCUGGAAUGCAAGUCAUCGCAGCCUCGUGGGUACGGAUACAUGGCCAAAACUUCAACUGGUUCUGAAAGGUUUCGUAUCCAGAUCGAAGAGCAAGCUCGUGCUACAGCAGCCACCCAGGAGCGAAACUCUCAGCUCAGCCAGCAGGUCAACGAAUUAGAAGAUCAACUACAAGCUGAACGUGCAAACACACAAGAGAGGAUUAACUUGGAGUGUGCCGAGAGAGAACAACUUGAGGAGAGGUUAAAAGAAGAGUGUGCUGAAAGGGAAAGAUUGUUGCAAGAGGAGCGAACAUCAAGACUGGAAUUUGAAAAAAACAUGAUGGCAAAGUUUGUAGUAUUGAGCCAACAGAUGGGAACCCAACAGGUGCCUACGAAGAGGGUUGACAAAGAGAAUAGUAAUCCAAACUUGCAAAAUAUUCUUUUACAGAGAUCUAGUCCUAAUAAGACUCCAGGUUCAAGGACAACUGCUAUUUCUUCAAAUGCGCUCAUACAAGCUGCAACAAGGCAUUCUCGAAUGUUUAAAGCAAUUGAUCCAAAGAACUAGCUGGACUGGACUCUAGA
This is a messenger RNA of Triticum urartu, 620 nucleotides long. The record is from RefSeq and is a predicted model, not a curated record. Lineage: Eukaryota; Viridiplantae; Streptophyta; Magnoliopsida; Poales; Poaceae.